GAAAGCGAAUGUCGUGUGCGCCUCUAUAAACAUCCUUUGCUGCAAUCAGCCUCUACCCCGUACUACAUUCCAGCAGCCCAGCUCUGGCAGCCAUCUUGUUUCGACUGAUCUAGCUUGACCACUUUCUCACAAGCUACACACGAAGAUGGCCGACGAGGAGACUGUCGAGACCCCACAAGAGGAGGAGGGAGAGUCUGCCGCCAGCAGCAAGCCAGUGCAGGAGGAAAUCCCUUCCGAUCCCGAGGAGGCAAAAAGAGCAAUGGAGGAGGCCAAGCAGGCUCGCCUGGAGAAGCAGCGGCAGGAGCUGGCGGAGUACGAGGAGAUGCGGCGCGCCGAGCGAGAGAAGGAGUACGCCGAGAUCGCCGCCCUGAAAGAAAAGAGGGUACAACGUGCCAAGGAGAGAGAAGAGGAAGAGAAGAAGUGGGCCGUGCUGAGGUCACAAGAGGAGGCCAGAAGGAAGGCUGAUGAUGAGGAGAGACGCCGCAAGAAGCAGGAGGAGGAGAAGCGCAACAAGGAGGACAGGGACCGCAAGAAGCGAGAGGCGGAGGAGAGGCUCAACAAGCCCAAGGGCCCUAACUUCGUCAUCACCAAGCGCAGUGAUGCUGAGAAGGUGCAUGGCGGUGAACUCGUUCGAGGGCUGGACAGCGUCAUGAGCAAGGAGGAGCUGCAGAAGUCCAAGGAACAGCUGGAGGAGGAGAAGCGCGCCAUCUUGUCCCAGCGCAUCCAGCCGCUGACCCUGGAGGGCAUGGAUGCCAGCAAACUGCUGGAGAAGGCCCGCGAGCUGCAGGAGCACAUCCGCCGCCUGGAGGGCGACAAGUACGACCUGGAGCAGCGCUACAAACGUCAGCAGUACGACAUGAUUGAACUAGCGGAGAGAGCCAGGCAAAUGAACAAAGGCAAAGGCAAGAGGGGCGUGUCUGCAGUGCAGGUGGAUGAAUCCUUUGACCGCCUGGCAGAUAAAUUCACCGGCGCUCCACCCAAGAUCCAGCUGUGCAGCAAGUACGAGCGACACACAGACCACAGGACCUACGUGGAGCGCAAAGUCCUUUUCGAGGACCUGGCCAAGGAGCCCCCGCCACCCGAGAUCCAGCACGUGCGGCCAGUGAGCGAGGGUGGGGAGCAGGAGGAGGCGGCGGUGGCGGCGGAGGCAGAAUAAAGCUUCAGCUCGCCUCCCUGUCGACAGAUGCUGCUGCCCAGUGUUGCCUGAUCGGUCACGUGUCGUCUAUUUAUUCUUCAUGCGCCUGUGGCCUGCUGAAGUGGUCGGAGGCCUAGUCUCGCUGGUUCUCUGCUUAUCCUUCCGUUGACAAAAUAAUUAAUCUUGCGUCUCCUCAGACGAUCCACUACACUUUCCAAAAACAAUUUUUUUUUCACUGGACCUCAGAUAGCCAACAGCCUGUCUUGUCGGUAUGACGUCAUCUUGGACCACUCAUUGCCAUUGGUCGAUUAGAGCCGUUGAGGCACUCCCUCCUUGCAUUCUUCUGGUCACUAGAGUAAGAAAGCGUUCAAAUUUCCGUAGAUUAAUUUCCUUCGGCUUUUGGAUCCACCCGACUUGUUUACAUGAUGCUGUGAUUCUUUCGUGUUCCUGUUCUCUGCUCGGUUCUUACUAGAAGAAAACUUCCUGUUCAUUUACCAUAUGUGAGCUCUUCACGGGUGUGAACAAUGGCUGUGUUCACUGAUACUUGUAUUAAUUUAUUUGGGGGUGAGUUAAUACAACUAUCCACACAACACAACCUAGAGAGAGAGAAGGCUACCAAAAUUGUACACUUGGUCUUUUUCGACACCGGGUUAGGCCUGUCCUCUGGCUGACAAGAACAAAAACCAAAAACCUUACAAAACAACUCACAAUCUGCUAGUUUUGCCUCGUGGACUAACAUCCUCUGUAGACUCAUGUAUGCAAACCAUUGUCUCAUAGUGUAUAUAUAUAUUACAGAAAUUAAUACUGCUAUCAACAACUACGAUUUGAGAGAUUUGGAGAUGGUGUGAUAUUCCUAUAGAAAUCCCAUAUUCUCGGCAAACCCUGAGGGUUUUUCUUGCAAUAAAGGACUCUUGUCAUGGUUUGCUGGCAAA
Molecule: messenger RNA, 2067 nt
Organism: Pomacea canaliculata
Lineage: Eukaryota; Metazoa; Mollusca; Gastropoda; Architaenioglossa; Ampullariidae
Product: troponin T, skeletal muscle-like
Exons: 15
Coding region: 146-1156 (336 amino acids)
Biological process (GO): sarcomere organization; regulation of muscle contraction; muscle contraction
Cellular component (GO): troponin complex
Molecular function (GO): tropomyosin binding
Source: RefSeq, a predicted model, not a curated record